Messenger RNA from Racocetra fulgida, 955 nucleotides. Lineage: Eukaryota; Fungi; Glomeromycota; Glomeromycetes; Diversisporales; Gigasporaceae. The record is from the annotation of a GenBank genome assembly.
GAACGAGCCGUCUCUCCGUCAGAAUCACCUGACGUUAUGGAAGUUAACGUUCGUUCCCCUGCGGCAGCGGAUAAAGAGAAAAAUGUAGAACCAGAAUCCACGCUCGCUACAAUUUCUUUACGCGCGCUCGUAACGACUAAAGAGGCUGGUGUCAUUAUUGGAAAAGGUGGUAAGAACGUGAGCGAAAUUCGUGAUAGAUCUGGUGCUAAGGUUACCAUAUCAGAAAUGGUUCAAGGCGCUUAUGAAAGAAUUCUGACGGUUACUGGGCCUUUAGAUACUGUCGCAAAGGCUUUUGCUUUGGUCGCUCGGAAAGUUCUGGAUGAAAAUUUGGACACACCAUCCACUCCUAAUUCGAAGUCUACUACUAUUCGGCUUCUUGUUCCUCAUACCCGAAUGGGUCCUGUUAUCGGUAAAGGAGGAACCAAAAUUAAAGAAAUUCAGGAAAAGUCUGGUGCAAGAUGCCUGGCUUCUGAAGAAAUGCUUCCACUAUCUACAGAACGAACUAUUUCAAUCACGGGUGUUCCUGAUUCAAUCCAUAUCGCAGUUUUUCAUGUUGGAGAAGAACUUGCUAAACAUCAAAACGAUCGAAAUACUGGAAUUACUCUGUACAGACCUCAACCGCGGAUUCUUUACCAUCAAGCCGCUCCGGUUGCAGGUACUCAUCCGUUUUAUGGACUUCCGCCGGCACCUCCACCAUAUGGACGUGAAUUCAUGCCAGGACCUCCGGGGCCGAUUAAUCAUCAACCCCCGCCAGGAUCUCAAGCACAACAAAUUUUUAUUCCUAACGAUAUGGUUGGCUGUAUUAUCGGUAAGGGGGGAAGUAAGAUCAAUGAAAUCAGACACCUUUCUGGUUCACAUAUCAAGAUUGCUGAACCACACGGAAAUACCAACGAACGACUAGUCACUAUUACGGGAACCCCUGAAUCAAAUCAGAUGGCACUUUAUCUGCUAUAUA